AUGCAUCGGCAGGAGAACUCCCAGCUGUCCAACUUCAAGCAGCUGCUGCUCGAGAAGGGCGUGAGGUACGAGAAGUGGCUGCCGAAGCUGCUGCACGACAAGCGCUUCACCGCGGUGCCCAGCGCGCAGCGGAAGGCCUUGUUCGAGGCCCUCGCGAAGAGGAUUGACGGCGAAAAGAGGAAAGAGAAGGCUACCACCAAGCGGAGCGGCAAAGAGCUGUUCAACGAGCUCCUCGAAAAGGCGGACAAGCAGGGGAUCUUCCAGGAGAGGACCCUGGAGGCCGCGCAGCGGAAGCUCGAGAAGCGCUUCGGCAGCGACGAGCACUGGGGUGCUCUCCCGGCGCGCGAGCGGGACAAGGCGGUGUCCGAGCUCUUCGCGGAGCGCUCGAAGCGCCUGCAGCAGGAGCGCGAGGCCGAGCAGCGGGAGUUCCGCGCCCUGGUGGCGCACGUCCUCAGGGGCCGGGAGGACAGGCCCCCGCUGUGGCGCGACGUGCGCAAGCAGCUGGAGAAGGACGAGCGCUGGGGCUCCUCCGCCAUCUCCCUGGUCGAGAGGGAGCGCACGUAUGACCAGCUCUCCCGCGAGCUGAUGGCGGCGCGGAAGCAGCGCAACCAGCGGCAGCGCGAGGACGCGACGGAGCUCGAGAGGACCCGCAAGAAGCGGCGGCUCGCCACCGCUGAGGGCGCCGGCAGGGAGCAGGGCAUCAGGGAUCAGGCUCGCAUCCAUUGA
Prorocentrum cordatum is the source of this 726-nucleotide messenger RNA. The record is from the annotation of a GenBank genome assembly. NCBI's taxonomy places the organism in Eukaryota, Dinophyceae, Prorocentrales, Prorocentraceae.